This is a messenger RNA of Haemonchus placei, 351 nucleotides long. The record is from the annotation of a GenBank genome assembly. Lineage: Eukaryota; Metazoa; Nematoda; Chromadorea; Rhabditida; Trichostrongylidae.
AUGCUCUUCCUCUGCUCUGUGGCUCUGAAUAUCGGCACGGACAAGGAGGCUACUGAUAACCUCCCGCCAAUGGAUCCGAAGAAGGGCGUGUUUUGCACAGGAGGAGGAGGAGUAUAUGGCCCCUACGGCUACAACAGCGGAUAUGGACCCUACGGUGGUGGAUAUGGUCCCUACGGUCGCGGAUUUGGUCCCUACGGUGGAGGAUAUGGUCCCUACGGUCGCGGAUAUGGUCCUUACGGUGGAGGAUAUGGACCCUAUGGUCGCGGAUAUGGUCCAUACGGCCGCGGAUAUGGUCCAUAUGGUUAUGGGCCAUAUGGAUAUAGAAAUGGAUAUGGACCCUAUGGCUACUAA